Amborella trichopoda is the source of this 3076-nucleotide messenger RNA. RefSeq names its product monofunctional riboflavin biosynthesis protein RIBA 3 (gene RIBA3). Lineage: Eukaryota; Viridiplantae; Streptophyta; Magnoliopsida; Amborellales; Amborellaceae. Gene Ontology annotation, biological process: riboflavin biosynthetic process. Gene Ontology annotation, molecular function: 3,4-dihydroxy-2-butanone-4-phosphate synthase activity; GTP cyclohydrolase II activity. The record is from RefSeq and is a predicted model, not a curated record. Gene Ontology annotation, cellular component: cytosol.
UCUUGGCAUUUUCACAACUCUCGGAAAUAGGCAGUUCAAUAUUCUACAGCGGGACAAAGGUUUUCAAAACUUGUAUUUCCUAACCGUUGUGUGGAUAAAGGAACAAUGAACACGUAUCUGAAACUUGCGGUCAGUUUUUAUAUGCAUCUCAAACAAAUGGCCACCUCCCUAUAUCCCCAUUUCAACUUAUGCAACUCCUCAACUACACCUUCUCCUGUACUGAAACUUUGAUUCUGUUUCUAUGGAUUGCUCCCCACUUUUCCUCCACUCUUCUUAUCCAACAACCACCCACAUUAGAAGCUGCCAUUGUCCUUAUGCUGGUGUACACAGUGUUGGGCUUCAAUUGAAUCUGAAGGGUCAAUCUUUAUUUGCUUGUCGAGUCCAGGGCACAAGUGAAAAUGUGGAUUCGAGCAUUGCUGGUGUUUCUUCUUCUUCUUCCAAUUAUUUGGGAGAUGAAAAUGGUUCUCUCUUUGGUGGUUUGGAUGAGGAGAAGGUCACUUCUUUUACUACUUUAACUGCAGAAAUCACCCCUGAAACAACAGAUUUCUUUGUUAGUGACGCGGAGGAUGACCCUGACUGCCCAUCAGAGGGUUUUUCUUCGAUAGACCAAGCUAUUGAUGCACUUAGUCAAGGAAAGUUUAUUAUUGCUGUAGAUGAUGAAGGGGAUGACAUUGAAGGGGAUCUUAUAAUGGCAGCAUCUUUUGUAACCCCACAGGCUGUGGCUUUUAUGAUUCGUCAUGGGUGUGGUAUUGUUUCUGUUGCAAUGAAGGAGGAGGAUUUGGAGAGACUCAAGUUACCCAUGAUGUUUCCUGACAAUGACAAUGAGGAGACAUUUCACAAGUCUUUUACAAUUUCAGUGGAUGCAAAGGGUGGAAAAUCUGCUGGUGUUUCAGCCUUUGAUAGGGCAAAGACUAUUCUUUCUCUUGCAUCUUCUGAUUCAAAACCAGAUGAUUUUAGAAAACCUGGACAUGUAUUUCCUUUGAAGUAUAGAAAUGGUGGUGUCCUUAAAAGAGCUGGGCAUACUGAGGCUUCGGUUGAUUUAGUUACCUUGGCUGGCUUAAAACCAUUAUCUGCCAUUUGUGGGAUUCUUGAUCCCAAUGAUGGUUCAAUGGCCCAAUUGUCCCAGUUAAAGAAGAUUGCAGAGGAGUAUAGCUUACCAAUCAUAUCAAUCACGGACCUUAUCAGGUAUCGGAGAAAACGUGAAAAACUAGUUGAAAGGAUUGUUGUUUCACGUUUACCCACAAAAUGGGGUCUAUUUCAGGCAUAUUGUUAUAGGUCAAAGUUAGAUGGAUUCGAGCAUAUUGCUCUUGUAAAGGGAAAUAUUGGGAAUGGGCAAGAUGUCCUAGUAAGAGUACACUCAGAAUGCUUAACUGGUGAUAUUUUUGGAUCUGCUCGUUGUGAUUGCGGAAAUCAAUUAUCAUUGGCGAUGCAACUGAUUGAGCAGGCUGGUAGGGGGGUUGUUGUUUAUCUUCGUGGUCAUGAAGGAAGAGGGAUCGGUUUAGGUCACAAACUUCGUGCAUACAAUCUUCAGGAUGAAGGACACGAUACUGUGGAAGCCAAUUUGCAACUUGGGUUCUCUGCUGAUUCUCGUGAAUAUGGUAUUGGUGCACAGAUACUACGGGACAUUGGCGUGCGUACUAUGCAACUGAUGACUAACAAUCCAGCCAAGUUCACUGGCUUGAAAGGAUACGGGUUGGCAGUGGUGGGCCGCGUGCCUGUUAUCUCACUCAUCACAGCCGAAAACCAGAGGUACUUGGAGACUAAACGCGUAAAGAUGGGCCAUGUGUAUGGCUCCGAUUUGCCAAGCACCGUUGCCGUGGAUGUAGAUACUGACAAUCCAGCAAAAGAUACACUAUAACCCUGAAAGCAAGCAGGCAAUUGAUUUCUGCCGCACAAAAGAGUGGCAUCGAUGGCAAAGUAACGAAGGCACUUUUCCUAAUGAAAUUCCUGAAACGUUUAUUCUUUCCGUAGAAAUGGGUGGUUUGAAAAAAAAUUGGCUCACUAAAAUAAAAAUGAUAAGCAUGAAGAUGUUCACUGUUGGCACAAAAAAGUCACAAUCAUCCUUAAGAUGUAAAAUCAAAUACGACGAAGGCAUAAACCAAUGUUCAAGAAAGAAGAUCAGUUCGACUCACCAAUCUACUUUUAUGAGCAUUGGUUCACACUUUCGAAGCAGUGGAAUGGGUCCAAUGGUUGUUCCAUGUUGCUCCUUGAGUCUCCCUAGCUGGGGCUGGCCACAAACUGAGGCCCAAGGGUCUGGCCACAAACUGAGGCCGAAGGGUCGGGCUAGGACCAGUUUUAUAUUUUCUUCUUUGUUUUUGGCUGAGCCCAUUACGACCCUUAAUUCUAGCGUGGUGGCCCAAUGUUGUUGCAUGAUUCUACUUGGGGUGUAUGUGGUGCUUCUUGAUCGUUGAUUUUUCAAGGUGUAUCGUCAAUAAAGCAACGCACGGUAAACCAAAUAGAGUAAAAUACAAGCAGUCCAAAAAGAAAAGUGUUGAAAACAGGGGUUGGUGACCCAAACCGUGCAUCCAGAUUUCCGAAACCGGUCUUUGGAAUGCGACUACUCAACAGGUCAUUAAAAAAAUAUUGGAAAAAAAAAGUGGGUCUGGUUUUGACCCGUUCUCUAUUAGAUCUGGGCAGAACCGUGGCCUGUUUUGUUAGGGAAGUGGCUAUAACCGAUUGAGUCAUGAGUGGAACCGAUUGGUUUUCGAUAUUUUAGGGGACCUGAUUCGUCCCCGAUGAUUCCUCAUCCAAAUUGGUUAGAUCUAAUCCAGAUUGGCAUUUUUUCAAACAUUGGUUGAAAAUAUAGCCCAGUUAUGAGCAGUAUCCGCAAACUCGGACAGUCCAACUCAGAACCGACUGGUCAAACUGGAAUUGGCCACUGGCCGAUUUGGCUUUGGCCGGUUUUGAUGGUCUGGCCAGGAAAACAGAAUUCGAAAACAAAAUAUAUAAAAUUUCCAAAGAAUAAUGGACUUGUUUGUAAUGUGCUUUUGAAUGUUUAUUUAUCAUUUUGGCAUGGAACGGUUUUUUAGUCAUGAACACUUUCCUAUCUUUUUCUUAGGAAAGUUUGAAAGUACCU